GCGCUGGCGGGCGCGCUCCCGCCGCACUCCGAUCCGCGGCUCCAUCCCUCUCGAUGGCGCUGCCCGGCGCUCGCCUCCCCUCUGACGCACUUUAAAGAGUCUCCCCCUUCAACCUCAAGGCGAGUAAUAGCGACCAAUCAUCAAGCCAUUUACCAGGCUUCAGAGGAAGCUGUUUAUGUGAUCCCAGCACUAAUUAGGCUCAUGAACUAACAAAUCGUUUGCACAACUUGUGAAGGGGCCGAUCACAUCCAUGGAUUGUCUUUGGACUUAGGGGGGGAGGGGGGGGCGCGACCGCCUUUUCCUUGCAGGAGGGAAACUUCUCCCAGCAACUUUUUUUUUUGUGUGAGUGUGUGCGUGGUGCGUGUGUGUGUCUCCCUUUUGGGUACCGCUGGCUGCCGCUGCCUCCUUUUCCUCCAGCCCCUGUCUAUUUAUGUGUGUAUCUAUCCCUCCUCAAGUCACUCCCUGCUGCAAACUUCCCCGGAUCGUCUCCCGCGCACCAGAGAGAGACGGGCAGAGAUUGGGUCGGGGACUCUCGUCGCGGCAGCAUGUUUCAGCCCACACCCAAGCGGUGUUUCACCAUCGAGUCGCUGGUGGCCAAAGACAGCCCCUUGCCCGCGUCUCGCUCCGAGGAUCCUAUCCGGCCGGCGGCGCUCAGCUAUGCCAAUUCCAGCCCGAUGAACCCUUUUCUCAACGGCUUCCACUCCACUGGCAGGGGGGUCUACUCCAACCCGGACUUGGUCUUUGCAGAGGCCGUCUCCCACCCGCCGAACCCGGCCGUGCCGGUCCAUCCCGUGCCCCCUCCUCACGCCUUGGCCGCCCACCCGCUGCCUGCUUCGCACUCCACGCACCCGCUCUUCGCCUCGCAGCAAAGGGACCCUUCCACCUUCUACCCGUGGCUAAUACACCGCUACCGGUAUCUGGGCCACAGGUUCCAAGGGAAUGAAACCAGCCCGGAGAGCUUCCUAUUGCACAAUGCACUGGCCAGGAAACCCAAACGGAUCCGUACAGCUUUCUCCCCAUCCCAAUUACUGAGACUGGAACAUGCCUUUGAGAAGAACCAUUAUGUAGUAGGAGCGGAGAGAAAACAGCUGGCACACAGCCUCAGCCUCACGGAAACUCAGGUAAAAGUAUGGUUUCAGAACAGACGGACAAAGUUCAAGCGGCAAAAGUUGGAAGAGGAAGGUUCAGACUCACAACAGAAGAAAAAAGGGACUCAUCACAUUAACCGGUGGAGAAUCGCCACCAAACAAGCCAGUCCAGAGGAAAUCGACGUCACGUCGGACGAUUAAAAACUGGCACUUUUGGACUUUUCAAAGCCAGCACCCCACCAACCGAAAGUGUUAAAGGCUCACCCCCCCCACCCCCGCGGCGUGGCGGUGCGGGGAAGGACACGGAGAUCUUCAUCAAAACACGAUUCCCGCCUGGGAGGGAGCUGGGAGCGAGCGAGGGCCAGCCAGCGAGGGGUCCGAACUGUGGCACUGCCGGCACCGCUCUGGCACAGGGGAUCUGUCAAUCCAAGCCAAAACACCGGGACGAGGUGAUUGACAGGUAUUCCGUUUAUCGCAGUCCACUUUUAAAAACA
This is a messenger RNA of Ficedula albicollis (Collared flycatcher), 1582 nucleotides long. RefSeq names its product empty spiracles homeobox 2 (gene EMX2). Gene Ontology annotation, molecular function: DNA binding; DNA-binding transcription factor activity, RNA polymerase II-specific. Bases 546 to 1289 code for a protein of 247 amino acids. The record is from RefSeq and is a predicted model, not a curated record. The transcript is spliced from 3 exons. NCBI's taxonomy places the organism in Eukaryota, Metazoa, Chordata, Aves, Passeriformes, Muscicapidae. Gene Ontology annotation, biological process: brain development; regulation of DNA-templated transcription; central nervous system development.